Molecule: messenger RNA, 1130 nt
Organism: Selaginella moellendorffii
Lineage: Eukaryota; Viridiplantae; Streptophyta; Lycopodiopsida; Selaginellales; Selaginellaceae
Exons: 4
Coding region: 33-902 (289 amino acids)
Biological process (GO): mRNA processing
Cellular component (GO): exon-exon junction complex
Molecular function (GO): mRNA binding
Source: RefSeq, a predicted model, not a curated record
AAAUGCCGCCGUGCAGAUGAGCGGAUGAAAUCAUGGAGAUAGUGUUGCGCUUUCCAUCGCACUUUAGGGUUAGGGUUCUUAGUGCCAUGGAAGGACGAGGAGGAGGAGGUGGUGCCAAGCGCCUGCAAUCCAAGGUCAUUUCCUCGGCGGAUGGUGCGAACCACAGAAGGAAGGACAAGUGGGCGACUGAGAGGCAUGAGCUUCCUGUGGAAGAAGAGGGGAGGGGUCGACGCCGCUUGCAAGACCCUGUUGCUCUCGAAGACGCCAACAAUGCCGAGGAGGGUGGAAGGCGGCCGAAAAGAGGGAGAUUUGAGACUCAAAAUGGAGAGAAUCCCGAGUUCGUCCCUCGUGCGGGAGCUUUCUUCGAGCACGAUGAUCGGAAUAGCAACUGGCGCUCACGGACAACUCCCAGGCGCAGGCCAUUCGGCGAAGGAAGUCGGCCGGAGGAUCGAGGGCCAGUUCGGAAGCCUCCUGAGGAGCGCUGGGAAGGAGGAAAUCCCGAAGCUCCAGGCAGAAGAAACCAGGCAGAUCGGUGGCACCACGAUCGGUUCUUGGAGCUCGAAAACAAGAAAGGUGGCAGACUAAACGGCCCUCCCCCGAGGUUCAGAGACGGUGACAGGAUGGCAGGCAGAAGAGGUGGAUUCCCGCGAGUGAAUGGCAGAGGCAACGUUGUGGCAACUCAGAUGGAACGAGGGCGAUGGGGGGAGGAAGAAGCCGGAGGAAGGAACGCCAUAGCCAGGAACAACAACAACAACAGGUUUCGCGGGCCUGUGGUGGCGAAUCCCAGGGGCGCUGCUGCUAGCGAAUGGAAACACGACCUCUUCGACCAGCGGAACCACAGCCCAGCGGCACAGAGGGAAGAAGCCAGCGUCGCUAGAGUGGAGGCUCUCUUGGCGUCGUGAAGCUCAGCCAUGGUGACGAAGAUAGAGGAAGCUUUGCUCGCUCCAUGGCUUCCACGCCUCGUCGAGCCAGUUCAUCCAGGACUGUGGCUUUGGAACGGUAGCUCCAGAUGGAAAGCUCGUCACGGCGAUGGCCACUGGUGGAUUCACUUUAUAGAUCAUACAGGAACUAGAUCACUGUCGAAGACGACCAUGUAAGCUUUUCAUUUUGACAUAGAUUUCACUUAAAUC